Messenger RNA from Pomacea canaliculata, 2068 nucleotides. RefSeq lists its product as uncharacterized. The record is from RefSeq and is a predicted model, not a curated record. Lineage: Eukaryota; Metazoa; Mollusca; Gastropoda; Architaenioglossa; Ampullariidae.
ACAGCUGACGCUGCUCGGUCCUCGAUCCGGUCCGGUGACCGCUCGUCAUGCCCUCGCGCGGAGACACCCAGCUACAGCUCCUCCCGCGUGCAGCGGGCCUCUCGCCUCAACUCUAUUGAGCAGGCGCGCCUGCAGCACCAGCUGCACCUGCUGGAGAAGGCCUACGUGCACCAGGCUCGGCUCACCAAUCAAGACAUCCGCCUCACCUCCCUGGCUCUCGAGUACAUUCAGGCGUGCAGUGGACACAGUCCGGAAGGUCGGGGACCUGUAAGUCCGCAAGGAGGUGAAGACACGACCCAGCAGGAAGACCCUUGCUUCUUGUACGGAGAGCGAGUAAUGAGUCGCAAGGUGCGCCGCAUGGCUCGUCCCCAGUCCGCCGUCGACAGGCCCAUUGACCGCCGCAACCAGUCAUCUGACAUCUCCUCCAGCGCCUCGGUCGACGACAGUGCCGGCGUGCGAGUCAGUCUUCCUCCGCGUCCGCAAAGUAGCCCCGCCAAGGGGCGUGCGUGGGCCUGGUCGAGCGGCGAGGAGACUACGGACGGCAGCAUCGGGUCAGAGGUCGACCUCGAUCGGCCUCAGAGUCGCGCCUCUACGUCAGGUGCCAGCAGGCCCCCAACGCCGGGUAGAGGACGGCACUAUUUUCACUGUCCCACCCCUGGGAGAGUCACUCCGCACCAAGCUUGGGAGGACGACACAGACGAUGUGACCCGCAAACUGCUGAAGGCCCAGAAACAACAACAGCAACAAGAAGCUCAGGGACAGUUUCUACACUCGAGAGACUCUCGACGUAUGCGGUUUCAGACAUUUGGGAAUAUUUCCCGUAAUCGGCUCUCGCACUUGCCAUCGUCUUUGACAUCUCCAGUCUCGUCUGGCCGACAAGGAAGCAUCACACUGCCACCCGACACGCCCUCGGGACCUACGAUGGAAGAUCGGAAACCAGUCUCUCCAAAAGAGAGGCGUGCCCGGUCCGGAAGCGCAGUUCUGGGAAGAAAAGCUGGUGUGGCGGACAUCAUGAACCAGCCACGGGGGACCUUGUCUGCAGCGGCCUGGCGACGGCAUCUCGCCAAUACCCAAACUGCCUCGAGGUCUUCCGAAUCCCAGAACCAGAUCCUCAUGGAGGCACGCAAAGGGAGGGAGAAGGAAAAGCAAGACCUCAUGCAGCAGAAAGUGGAAUCUUUCAUUGGCCAAAUUAACUUAUGGUGACCGGCCGAUGCUGCUUUUGUUGGCCUGUUGGACAGUUGACCUCGAGAUUGGCCAAAAUCCUGUUCAUAUUGCUGACAGCCCAAGAUAUCGUUGAUACGCCAGUUUAACACUUGUGACUUGCUCAGACCACAUUCAUCAACGAGGUUAACUCUUGAACUAACAGAAUAACUUAACUCUUUGUGACUGCUCACAUCUUUCACUCAUUUUAACACUUAGUGACUUGCUGAGGCCUCAUUCACUGGCAAAUUGAUUGACUGAGAAUGCGAUUAUUGGCCACUUUCAACCAUAACCGGCUUCACUCACUUCAAUGAUAAACUAAUCCAAAGCCGCUAUUUACUUCAUUUACUUACCGUUCGUGUCCAUUGUUGAUGACUUGUACCUUACAGACUUUGUUAACUACAAAGUUUAACUUGCUAAUUUAACUAAACUUGGCAAAGAAUCACUGCUUAUUUUAAGGCUUACUGUAUUGCAGAAUUGCAUAAAUUAAGCAACUUAAUGCCAUCAUCUCAAAGCGAAAAUGUUGAUGCUUGAAAAUGUUUCCGCCAACGAAGGGGUUAUUUCCUCUGAUCUUGAGAAUUAGAAUCCUAAAAUAAUCUUGACCCACACAUUAAAAAAAAACAAUAAAACAAUUGACUGUUAAUGAAUCGCUUAACAGUUUACAGACUGAGUGUUAGUACUAGCUUUAAUUUACAGUGCUUUCAAUUAUCAGGCUAGCGUGAAGAAAGAUUUGACACGAGCAUGUUGAGAGAAUCCACUCUUCCCUCACACACCCAGAGUGUGAAAACGGACACAGCCUGAUGAAUUUUAUCAUGGGGUCAAUGCUUUUGAUGGUCCACAGAGAGUUCUGCGUCAUACCUGGUUAUAG